This is a messenger RNA of Cuscuta epithymum, 631 nucleotides long. NCBI's taxonomy places the organism in Eukaryota, Viridiplantae, Streptophyta, Magnoliopsida, Solanales, Convolvulaceae. The record is from the annotation of a GenBank genome assembly.
UAUCUCUUCCCUUCCAUUAAAUCCCUAAAAUCAUAAAUGGCUCAUACCUAAGAUUAUCAUGAGAUAAAUGGGGGAGGCAGCAAGUGUGAUGUGAAGAGAUCUGUUGACGGCGAAGAAGAUCCAUAGGAUAUAUCUCUAGCCAAAAGCAAAGUGUUCCAGUGCUAUUUUUCAAUGCCUCAAAGAGAGAUUGCUGAGGGGUUGCCUGAAGUUCUUGAACAACUGCAGAAAUGGACUUCCCAUUUGCAAAGAAGAUGUGGCUAUUUGGGUGGUUUGUGUAGCAACCAGCAUGAACCUCAAAAUCAAUUGCGGUCACAGUCUGCACCAAAAUUACUUCAUGUGUUAUAUAUGUGUGUCCUGCGGGAUUUAAGGAUGUUUUCACGUGCUAAAAACAUUCAGAGAAUAUGGAGGCAGAUGAAGGAAACAAAGCGAUCAAUAUUUAUCGUCGUCUACUUCGUUCUGGCAUGGCAUUUGGAGCAAAGCGUUGGAUUGAGAGGUUGGAUAGACAUUGUGAACGUAUUGCAUGCUUGAUGUCUUUAAACAUUCUCUUCCUACAAAUACAGGAUGGCCUAGGACAAAUUACAUACCUGAAAUAGAUGAGAAUCACAUACGAAGAAGAACCAGCAAGGAGACG